This is a messenger RNA of Aspergillus wentii DTO 134E9, 1087 nucleotides long. Its product is annotated as J-type chaperone JAC1. Gene Ontology annotation, cellular component: mitochondrion. Gene Ontology annotation, biological process: protein complex oligomerization; [2Fe-2S] cluster assembly. Gene Ontology annotation, molecular function: ATPase activator activity; protein-folding chaperone binding. The coding region runs from base 93 to 905 and encodes 270 amino acids. The transcript has a single exon. The record is from RefSeq and is a predicted model, not a curated record. Lineage: Eukaryota; Fungi; Ascomycota; Eurotiomycetes; Eurotiales; Aspergillaceae.
CGCAGACACAUUCAUGAUUUGAAGCAUCAUCACACACAUCUAUUUUUGCACACAACACGGUCUAAAAAGGAUACAAAAGAAACAACGAGGCAAUGACAACCCCAUUUCGAUCGCAGAGGCUCGUUCAGCGUCUCUCGCUUUCCGGAACGUCCAGACCAACAACGACAAGACUCCAACCGUUCCCCUCUUCAGUAUCUACGAACCAAAGGGCUCCUACACCUAGCACUCAGUGUCAAUAUAGAUGGAGCAGCACAAUUCCCACUCGACCAGGUCAAACCCCUCUUCACCCGCAACAAACCCGUCACUACGCCUCUGAAUCAACCACCGGAAACACCCCGGAUAUCACAAACUACUACACCAUUUUCCCCCAGACCAUUCCAUCAGGCCCUCCACCUGCCUCUCCCUUCGAUAUUCCACUAGGCGAUCUCCGUCGUGAAUUCCUUCAACUUCAAAAUGUCACCCAUCCCGAUAAGUACCCCACCGGCGCGGCCAAGCAGCGCGCCGAGGCCCUCUCCGCCCGCAUCAACGAAGCAUACCGCACUCUCUUCGACCCGCUGAAUCGCGCGCAGUAUCUCCUUCGGGAACUACAUGGGAUUGACGUGACGGCAGAGGACGGGGCAGCCAAACAUGCUCUCGACCCCGAGACAUUGAUGGAGGUGAUGGAGGUACAAGAGACGAUUGAGGAGGUGGGGGCAGAGCCCGAGGGAGGGGAGACGAUUGCAAAGAUGAAGAAAGAGAAUGAGGUGAGGGUUACUGAGUGUGUGAAGGCUUUGGGAGAGGCGUUUAAUAGUGGAGAUAUCGAGGCUGCGCGACGGGAGUGUGUACGGUUGAGGUUUUGGUAUAGUGUUGGAGAGGGAUUGAAGGAGUGGGAACCUGGGAUGAUUGAGAUUCGACUAGUUCAUUAACGAGUUUUGAUAGAUAUAUUAGCUGGUCAUGGUUUGUAGGCCAGGAUAUAUGCUUGCAUCUUGGAUAGCUGUAUAUAUGUUUGGUCUCAUAGAGAACAUGUUAGAAUAGAACGAUAUAUUGUACCAAUAAAAGUCUCCUGUCUGAUAUAAUCCAGUCCGCGUAUAUCAAAGCAAGGCGCAUA